UCUGUAAAAAGUUGUCUCGUUUUUUAUUUCACUUGAUUAAAUGUUUUGGCCGAGCGCGCGGAACCGUUUUCUCACUCACGCGCACAGAGACGUUUGGAGCAGCGCGCGCGCCCCAGUCUGACAAAAACGCUUUGUGAGGUAAGGCACUCUUACUUCACGACAAAUUGCAUCAUUAAAAGUUAAGUUCCACAUCUUUUUCUCACUAAAUUUGGUUUAUGGUAUUAAUAGACACUUUGAAUCAUGCUUGACAAAGACAACGACACAUGUUCUACUACAGACGCAGCGAUGUUCCAAAAACGUCUUGGGGACGUGCGUAUAACGUCAUAACAACAUUGAGAAAACAACUAAUUUAUUAUUCUACGUAAAAAAUAGGCUAACAUCUGUCGUUUUAAACAUUCAAUAAACCAUUAACGAGUUAAAAUUGGGGUUUUAUCGUAGCUACGAAGCAGACUUGGAGAAUACGUAAUGAAUAGAGGCUACGUCAGCGAUCUGUGGGAAGUCAUCUUUCCAAACCAACACCUUUUCCCACACCAAUUCAGCGAACUGGACCGGGCUGUUAUGCAGCGCCUUCAGAGAUGCUCUCCGUGAUUGUUGGAAAUUAAACCAGCGAGUAACGGAUAUUCAGCCGCAGUUCUCGUGGAAUAAUUUGUGAACGAUGAAGGUUUCUGAGAUCUCAUGGGGCGCUUUUAACGGGGCGUCCGAGACUAACGGGACGCGCGCGGAGAAAGUUCAGCACGUGCUCCAGCCUUUCUCAUCCACCGUCGCUCUCCUGGUGCUCGGGAUGCUCAUUAUCGGGAUUAUAUUACUGUCACUGACCACCUACCACUUUCACAAAAGCAAGAUGAAGAAGAGGAAGAUGUUGAGGGCACAGCAGGAAUAUGAGCGGGAUAACGGUGGAUCCUCUGUCCCAAUAAAGCCGAAUCCCGCAUCCAACCGCUGCGUGAUCGCGCGCCCCGCUCCGCCGCAACAUCCACCGGCCAACACUGCUGAUGAGAAACACCGCGAGGGAGUCCAGCUUGAUGGCUCUUCAUAACGGACGAAUGAAGACUGGUUUUGUAAAUAAGUAAGAUGAACAGGCGCAUGUUCACGUGCGUUCAAAUGGGACUACGAUCAUCUUAUAAUGGACUUUAGAAAGUCUCUGAAUAAUGCGUGUCCUUUAAUGUAAUAAUAGCUGAGCCUAAUGCGUUGUAAGUGGAAAUCAAUGGAUGCUGAACACACAACAGUGGGCCGGUGCUUAAAGGGAAACUUGGUCUCUAGAUGCUGUCCAAGGUGCUGAUUGUUUUAUACCAAUUUAACCCAUUUAAUCCCAUACUUUAUAUGUACUUUUGAGUUUAAAACGAGUAGCUGCACAUAACUGAACUAUAAAUGAAAGAAAAUGGCGACUGCAUUGGGAAUAUUUUACUUUGUCAAGCUGCCACAUACACAACUACUGGUUUAAUCAAUUCCAAUAUGAAAGAUAAGCAGGUUCUACGCCAUAAUAAAAUAUUUAAAAGGUCUAUUAUUAAUGUAUAUUAAUGUUGCUUUGUUGUAGAUUAAAGCUAACCUAUUAUAUUUGUGUCCAAUGGGAUAAACAGAGUGGCAUUUUAAUUAAUGAACUGAUUUGAAUCAUGCCAUAAAGGUGUAAAUGUCAAGGUGUUUCUUCAUUAUUAAACAUUAAACAAGGAUUAUUCAUUA
Messenger RNA from Danio rerio (zebrafish), 1674 nucleotides. Lineage: Eukaryota; Metazoa; Chordata; Actinopteri; Cypriniformes; Danionidae. The record is from RefSeq and is a predicted model, not a curated record.